AUGGAGGAUAGGGAUUCGAUCGGCCUUGAGGCGCUCCUUCGGGCUGCUCGAGGUCCACAGGAGCUGCAGGCCAAGGCUCAGAUUACCCGGCUGCAGGUGGAGGUGGACAGCCUGACCCAGCUGUUGGAGCAGGGCACGGCUGCCACCUUUGCCGACGAAGCCGAGGUGGAGGAGCUCAUCCGUCAGAAGGAUGAGGCGGCAGCGCAACGUGAUGCACACAUGGCCGCCGUGGCUGAACAGCGUUCGGAAAUCCUCAGGCUCAGCGAGCGUCUGCGUGCGGCAGAGUCGGAGCGGGCCCUUCUGGAGGGCGAGGCCGCGACCCUCAAGGAGGCGGCAGCGGAGCAGCGCUCUGCCGCCGAGCGGGAGACACGGCGGCGGGAGCGCCUUGAGCGUGAGGUGAAGGAGGCCCGGGCGCUGCUGGAGGCACGCCAGGCAGAGCUGAGGGAGAGCAGGGCUUCGGCGGCCGCGGCAGACGAUCACCUGCAAAGACUGCGGGUCACGCUGAGGGAUACGCAGGCAGGCAACGAGAGGCUGCAGAAGGAGUGGAAUCAGGCAACGGAGAGGAGUGCCAGGCUGCGCAAGGACCUGGACACCCAGCUGGCCGGCAACGAGCGGGCAGCAGCGGGACUGGCAGCCAGGCAAGCAGAGCUGGAGGCCAAAGUGACUGCCAACGGAGCGCUCAAGGCUGAGCUCGAACAUGCCUGCAGGGCCACUGAGGUGGCCGAGCACCGACUCCGGCUGCUGGAGCGGCAGAAGGCAGAGCUGGAGAGGUCCCAUGACUUUCUGAGAGCAGCCGAGGUCGACAAUCGCAUCCUGCAGCAGCAGGUGGCAGUUGCCACGGCCCAGCUUCACGCUUUGGAGAAGGCCCAGCGCAAGGCAAAGCGUGAGCUGGAGGGGGCCGAGCACGAGCUGGGCGACGCGCAGCGACACAGGGACGAGGUGGAAACGGCGAACGCUUUGGCGCAGACCGAGCUGAAGACGUUGCACCGGGAGCUGAAAGACAUGGAGCUGGAGUGGCGCGCCGCCGCCAAACGGUGCGCCGUGCUGGAGGAAGAAAGAGCGGCGCACCGCUUGCAGUUGCAGAAGGCCCAGCAGGAGUCCACAUCUGCAGAGGGGGCUCUGAGGCUGGCGGGCAUCGAGGCUGCGCAGCUGGGCAAGGAGGUGGCGCAUGCGGAGGACGCCUUGAAGAAGGAGAGGGCUUCGCUCCUCAUGGCGAGGUGCGCAGCGGUCCAGGAGCAGGCAAAUAGUGCCAAGCAGGAGCUGGCUGCCACGGAGGAGAGACUGGCGGGGGCGAGGCAGGAGCUGCAGGCCACCCAUGCUCGGCUGGCGGGCUCGGAGCAGGCCCGAAUCCGGCUGGAAAGGACGCUCGACGCCGCCCUGCGCAGCAGGGACGGCCUGGCAGUGCAGCUGGUGGCCCAGGGCAGCACAGUGCACUCGCAGCACGAGAAGAUCCGCCUCCAGGAGAGCGCCCUCCAGAGAGGUCAUGCGCAGUACCAGGAGCGCUUGGCCGAGGCAAGGUACCUUCGCACGCAGGUGUCUUCCAGCAUCCACGAGCUGUCCAUUGCCAAGGGUGCCCUCGCCAGUACAUCACUGAUGAGAAAGGAGCUGCAGUACCUCACGCGCUGCCUCCUCCAGAAACGCUUGAUCUUGAAGACCGAGGAAGUUGCACAGAAGGAGCUGCUCUUGCAGGUGGAGCACUAUGAGUGA
This is a messenger RNA of Auxenochlorella protothecoides, 1707 nucleotides long. Its product is annotated as Coiled-coil domain-containing protein 147. Lineage: Eukaryota; Viridiplantae; Chlorophyta; Trebouxiophyceae; Chlorellales; Chlorellaceae. Gene Ontology annotation, cellular component: cytoskeleton. The coding region runs from base 1 to 1707 and encodes 568 amino acids. The transcript has 16 exons. The record is from RefSeq and is a predicted model, not a curated record.